This is a messenger RNA of Sphaerulina musiva SO2202, 1590 nucleotides long. RefSeq names its product 60S acidic ribosomal protein P0. Gene Ontology annotation, molecular function: structural constituent of ribosome; large ribosomal subunit rRNA binding. Gene Ontology annotation, biological process: cytoplasmic translation; ribosome biogenesis; ribosomal large subunit assembly. Bases 55 to 1002 code for a protein of 315 amino acids. The transcript has 4 exons. Gene Ontology annotation, cellular component: cytosolic large ribosomal subunit. NCBI's taxonomy places the organism in Eukaryota, Fungi, Ascomycota, Dothideomycetes, Mycosphaerellales, Mycosphaerellaceae. The record is from RefSeq and is a predicted model, not a curated record.
ACCAACAACCAAUCCACCACAAAGUCCUUAAACAGCCUAUAUCUCACCGAAGACAUGGGGGGCAAGACUGGAAACAAGGCCGGCUACUUCGACAAGCUCAAGGGCUUGCUCGAGGAGUACAAGACCAUCUUCAUCGUCGCCGUCGACAAUGUCUCGUCGCAGCAAAUGCACGAGAUCCGUCAGUCGCUGCGUGGUGAGGGUGUCGUGCUGAUGGGCAAGAACACCAUGGUCCGCCGUGCGCUCAAGACCUUCAUGCCCGACUUCCCCGAGUACGAGCGUCUUCUGCCUCACGUCAAGGGCAACGUCGGCUUCAUCUUCACCAACGGCGACCUCAAGGCCACCCGUGAGAAGAUUCUCGACAACCGUGUCGCCGCCCCUGCCCGUGCUGGUGCCGUCGCUCCCGCCGAUGUGUACGUCCCAGCCGGAAACACUGGUAUGGAACCCGGAAAGACCUCUUUCUUCCAGGCUCUCGGUGUCCCCACCAAGAUCGCUCGUGGUACCAUUGAAAUUACCUCCGAUGUCAAGGUCGCCGAGGCUGGUAGCCGUGUCGGAGCCUCCGAAGCCACCCUCCUGAACAUGCUGAACAUCUCUCCUUUCACCUACGGUAUGAGUAUUGCUCAGAUCUACGACCAGGGACAGACCUUCGACGCCUCUGUUCUCGACAUUGAGGAGAGCCAAUUGCUCAAGGCUUUCAGCUCUGCCAUCACGGCCAUCACCUCCAUCUCGCUUGCCACCAACUACCCAACUCUGCCAUCCGUUGUGCACAGCUUGGUCAACAGCUACAAGAACGCCAUCUCCAUCGCCAUCGAGACCGAGUACGAGUGGGAGUCCAUCCACGAGCUCAAGGACCGCAUCGCCAACCCCGAUGCGUACGCCGCUGCUGCACCUGCAGCUGCUGCGGCCCCUGCUGCUGGUGGCGACGCUGCCCCAGCCGCGGCCGCCAAGGAGGAGGAGAAGGAGGAGUCUGAGGACGAAGACAUGGGUUUCGGUCUCUUCGACUAAGCGUGUCGCCGGAAAAUCACGAAUGAUUGCAAAGAGGUGGUCUUCCAUACUGCGUGUCGGCUCAGAUCAGCCGACUAUGAAUGAAAGCACAACUUCCGCCGCGGAACCUUUUUUCCAAUGUGAUGCUGCGAUGUGUUGCCGUGACACUUUCCUCUGCUGGAGACACAUACUGACAGUAGCAUCCGUGCCACAGAUCAUCUUCCUGACAGCAUUAUUGACCUGCGAGAACACAGCCCAAGCCUGCGUCGUUCAUCAGCUGGUGUAGCAGAAUACUCUGAACAAGAUGAAAUUUCACUCGGCACCAAAUGCUCUGUAACGACCACUGCCCUGAGUCCUCUCCACUACGCCUGAUCCCAGUCCACUGAUACCGCCUCGAUAUGCCGUGAUGGCUUUUGUCCCAAUGCAGUGAAGAUCCAGCAGCGGUUCGUCCUGCAGCAUUCGUGCAAUUUCUGUAUUCAGCUCAGAGCUGUGCUUCCAACAACCGCGGUAAAAGUCCUCCGAUGAUGAGCGCAAGGUUCAAUGUAGUCUGCCAAGCCACAAUGACUUUAGCUCAUAUCAAAAACUAUAUAUCCUUGUCCCUGUGAACCC